UUGCAUGCCUUACACUAUUUCAGCCUUUAACUCUUGUUUUCAGUUUUCUGACUUUCAGAUUUUAGUAUUUUGGAGUCUAGAUGGCACAUAACCUAGCAUUUUCCUCAACAGACAGGAAUUUAUUAAGCUUUAAAUAUAUGUGACGUACACCCUGAGGAAGUUAAAAGCCUCUAUUGAAGAGUUCGUUAAGCUUCAGGAGCCGUGUUUAAAAGCCCGUGUAAAAGACUGCGCUUUGUGUACAGUGUUUAUUCUCAUCUGGGACAGAUUUAGUGAAAUGAAGUUAGUUGUGUAAUGAAAAGGGAAAGACGCAAAGACUCGAGGACUCGAGGACUCAAGGCCAGACUCCACGCCUCCAUCCUCAGUCUCAUCCAAACACUGCAGAAAGAAUGGGAGCAUUUUGUGUGGCUCCGGCCGGUGCUCUGAAUUCCUUCCAUGCUUAAAGGAAACUGAGAAGCUGCUCACACACAUACACACACACACACACACACACACACUCAUUACAACCUGCUUUGGGAAGCACUGGAAGAUUUCACACAUCUUUGUUCCAACAAGACAGGCCCGAGGGAUUUUUGUUUUUUUGUCUUUUACAGAUGAAUGAAUAAGAGUCUGGGAGAGUGUGCAACAAAGACAGAGAGAGAGAGAGAGAGAGAGAGAGAGAGAGAGAGAGUUAACGCUCGGUUAAAACAACCCGUGGAAGUGGGAGGUGGGAAGAGAGUUUCCUGUUGUUGGACGAGAUCAGUCAGGACAGAGCGAGCAAGCAGCACAGAGAGACAGAAAGUACAGACAGAGAGAACGAGAGAGCAGAAGAUGGGGUUAGCUGUGCUCCUGCUUGCUGCGUUGGCAUUGCCGUGUGUGUCCUGGGCUGAGACCGAAGAAAACAGCACCGCACUCGCCCAGGACCAGACCGCUCAGGAUAUUCAGAGUGACUCAGAUGGGGUGAGAGGGAGAGGAGACACUCCGGAUAUCGAGGAGCCCGAGCCGACGGCUGCCGAGUCCGACUACGAGAGCAACUACAACUACUUGUUGUCCAGGCUGGCGGCGAUGGACCAGGCCAUCCAUAAGCUGAACGUGGGCCACUACACGCUGGACGUGAAGGUGAGCCAGCUGCUGGAUAGGCUGCUGCGGCUGGAGGGCAAAGUGGCCGAUGUUGAGGACUCCAUCCACGACGUCUCGAACUUCUGCAAGGACAACCGCAAAGAAAUCGGCCGCCUGGAAGGUUGCGUUAAGGGCCGGAAGGUGGGCCAGAAGUGCUUCCUGGUGUACCGCGUGUACGACACCUACGUUGGCGCUUCUCAGAAAUGCCAGGAGCGCGGAGGACGCAUGGCAAUGCCGCGGGACCGGCGUGAACAAGAGGCUCUGGCUGAGUAUGUGAAGCUGGCGUUACCAGGCAGUAACUGGCCCGUGUGGCUGGGCAUUAAUGACCUGCGCUCUGAGGGGCUCUACCUGUUCGACGACGGCACACGGGUCACCUACUUCCAGUGGAGGAAGCACUUCCUGUCCAGCCAACCGGACGGCGGGAAACGGGAGAACUGCGUCGCCAUGUCCUCCGACGACGGGGACUGGUGGGACAACUACUGCGACCGGCGCAUGUACUACCUGUGCGAGUUUGAGGCUUGACCUUUGACUCUGAAGUGUUCCUGUAGUGUUCUGGGUUGGAGCCCAAUGUCAUAUAACUCAAAUUUAAAGGAGCAGUUUGUAAAUUUUUUUCAACCUUCUGCUGCCUUCUUCCACAAACCACCACCAACCCUCUGUUGAAACGACAUAUUUCUUAUGAGUUGCAGAGCUGAGCAGCUGUCUUCCAGCUGGGGGGGCGGAGCUAAUUUCAGGGCCAGAAAUAUGUAAACCAAAGCCUGAAAUGAAGAAACUAACCAGAUCCUUUGAAUGGCAGUUGAAUGGCGAUGUCUCUCUUUUCUUCAAUAGUUCAAAACAAUGUAGAAAUAUUACUUUCUCUGAUUUUCACUGCUAAAAUACGUGACACACUGUACUUUUUUUCUUCGAUGACGUCAUUAUUAUAUAAAGACUUUUUUUUUUUUUUUAAUCACAUGCAUACUGUCAUGCUGUCUGUAAUAACGUCCCACCUUCUACUUAGGGAACGUAGUUAGAUGAGGGUAUUUUUAACUCUUUAUGUAAGUCUACCUAGAGCAGCUACUUCGUUUGUUUACUUGCAAUUUGCCGCACAUGGAGUUAAUGAUUAAAAAGUAUUCUUUGUUACAAAAAGGUGAAAGGGGUUCCUGAUUACUUUGGCUGGAUUCAAAUAAAACCUUAUUUAAUUUGAAUCAGA
Pangasianodon hypophthalmus (striped catfish) is the source of this 2281-nucleotide messenger RNA. It is a transcript of the gene clec11a, whose product is annotated as C-type lectin domain containing 11A. The transcript has 4 exons. The record is from RefSeq and is a predicted model, not a curated record. Bases 595 to 1617 code for a protein of 340 amino acids. Lineage: Eukaryota; Metazoa; Chordata; Actinopteri; Siluriformes; Pangasiidae.